GACGCAUACAAGAACCUUCUGAUCUGCUCGCAAUACUCUCUAGCAAUGAAGGCCGCCUUGCUUACUCUCUUCCUUUUCUUCGCCUUAGCAUCAGCCAACGGUGAUUACUUGCGUGACACUGAAGGCAACCCCAUCAGAAACGGUGGCUCAUACAACAUCCUCCCAGCACGGCAUGGAAACGGCGGCGGCCUCGACCUUGCUGCCACUGGCGGCGAAUCUUGCGCUGUUACCGUCGUUCAAGCCUUGUCAGAACAAUCCAACGGUGCGCCUACCAGGCUUUCUUCUCCUUACAGAGUCGCUUAUCUCUCCCCAAACCUUGAUGUGGACCUCACAGCCGUAGCACCACCAAAGUGCGCGGCGCAACCGGCGAGAUGGACGAUCGUCGGCCAACAAGAAGAGAAUAGGCAAGUGAAACUUGCGGGACAGCCAGACACCGUACGUGGUUCGUUUAGAAUUCAGACCCAUCGUGGUUUGACUUAUAAGAUUGUGUUCUGUGAGAGCGGUGAAGAGUCUUGCAGUGCUCUUGGGCUUUCCAACGACAAGAAAGGACACAGAAUUUUGUCUAUUAACGAUGAGAAUCCUUUAGUUGUCGUGUUUCGCAGGGCUCAAUCAUCCGCCGCAUGAAGGGUGGGCUGUACUGUGGAAAUGCCGAUGAAGCCACUGCGUGUUGCAGGCAGUUUAUAUAACUCCUUGCACGUAAUAAUAAAUAAAAUAUAUAAUGCUUCGUGUGCUUUC
Neltuma alba is the source of this 735-nucleotide messenger RNA. Its product is annotated as trypsin inhibitor DE5 alpha chain-like. The transcript has a single exon. Bases 46 to 624 code for a protein of 192 amino acids. NCBI's taxonomy places the organism in Eukaryota, Viridiplantae, Streptophyta, Magnoliopsida, Fabales, Fabaceae. Gene Ontology annotation, molecular function: endopeptidase inhibitor activity. The record is from RefSeq and is a predicted model, not a curated record.